Messenger RNA from Bemisia tabaci, 2876 nucleotides. Its product is annotated as inactive peptidyl-prolyl cis-trans isomerase FKBP6. Gene Ontology annotation, molecular function: peptidyl-prolyl cis-trans isomerase activity; Hsp90 protein binding. Gene Ontology annotation, cellular component: cytoplasm. NCBI's taxonomy places the organism in Eukaryota, Metazoa, Arthropoda, Insecta, Hemiptera, Aleyrodidae. Gene Ontology annotation, biological process: spermatogenesis; piRNA processing. The record is from RefSeq and is a predicted model, not a curated record.
CUCCUGAUGUCACAACGCUUCAAGAUGGCAGCCAAAAUCGAAAUGCGACCACCAUUCUUUAUCCGCCUUGAGUGUUUAGUACAGUACUGUUGAUAAAUAAUAAGUUGGUAAUCCAGAAUUUAGAGCAGUAAUCUGUAAUUUCUUUCUUUUUCAGGGACAUGAUUUGAUCCUAGCAACCGUCUCCCUCUUAAUUUGUUGAACAGGUAGAAAAAACCAGGUAUCCGGAAUCACUACUAGAGCCUUCCCAAACAUCCUCUCAGUCUCACAAGCACCUCUCCGUGAAAUAUUAAAAGAAUCAGGAAGAUUUUACUAUUCUCUGGCAGCUACCUACGAAAUUAGUGCGAAAUCGAUUGCAGAAGCGAUAGCAAACGCUAAAGAAAAGGGUGAUGAAUUCAUGAGUAGAGCACAUGACGAAGAACAAGAAAUACUUAGCAAGAAAAAAAUUUAAAUCGUCCCUUACUACAAACUAAAGUGUACGAUGUUGACUGAAGAUGAAUCGGAAAUGGAUGCCUUUAAUUAUCUUAAACUGGAUGAACCCCUUGAUACAAGGCCUCUUUUAAAUGGUGAGUCUCUUGAGGUAUCCAUGAUGUCUCAAGAAGGUGACAGUACUAUUGAAAUGCAUCGUCUUCAAGUUCCGGAGUUAUAUUUUAAUGCUAACGAUUUGCUGACUUAUGUUGAUUUAACUGUAAAGGAUUCAGGAUGCGAAGUGUCUCCUUUUGAACAAAUAAAAUUGAGUAUGACAGAAUUACCAGAUAGUGAAGGGAAAGUAUCAAAGAAGGCUUUCCAGCCGAGAGAGGAUUAUCGAGAAUUUUUAGAGCUCAUUUUGAUAUUCCUAGGACAAAGACCAAGUCGAGGAGUGCAUUUUAGGGCACCAGCAGUAUCGAAUAAAACCAGAUGGAUGGCAGCUGCAAUUUACUGUUUGAAAAUGUGGUUAUUUCAAAACCAAUUUCCGUGUGAUGACCCAUCAGUUGAGAAAUUGACUGAUUUGUGUGUAUUCAUCGUAAAAGUUUAUGCAAAGUAUUGGUUUACUGCCCCUUCGCCAACAAAAGCUCCCUAUAACGACCCACUAUUUUUAAAGAAUCUAUUAGCUUUUGAUUCUGUAAAUUCUACCAUCCGUAAAAAUACUGUCUUAAAAUUCCGUCGACACCUUUGGUAUUUGUCAGAGGAGCUUGUUAGCUUAGCAUUUUUUGAUAAUACAUUGCCUGUUAGUGUCAAAACGUCAAUGGCGAAGUCUGUGUUUAACAAUAGGUCUGCUAACAGUAGGAACAAAGUAAAACGACUUAAAAGGGCAGAGAUCACUUUUGAAGAUCUAAAAUGUAUUAAAAAUAAGGACUUAUCAUCUUUUGUGACACAAAAUAGUCUAAAUUUCUUUAUAAUUCUAAAUAUCCCAUACAGUAUACGUUUUUAAAACAAAGUCCGACUAAAUGGCCAAAGCUACAUGAUUUCCAGCUAGCUCUCAAAGUAGUGAAAAAUCUCAAAGUUGUGAACGAUAAUGCCAAAAGAGCAGUUUCACUUAUUCAAACUUUCAAUAAUACCAUCACUAAAAACGAAGAGCAAAAACAAUAUUUGUUGAAAAUUGUCAUGGAACAUGGAAAGGCAUUUCCAACUCCUGCUAAAAAGUUCCUGUAAAUCCAAGGGACCUCGUUUUAUAUUAUCGUAAUAAUUGAGUAUCUCAACUUCCGUGUGAUUUAUUUCACCCCAUAUUAUUCAUCAACUUAUCGAUGAGAAGGAUCAGCGAGGGGGGGGGGGGGGUUGUGACAUACUUUUUUUCAAUGAGAUGCCAUGCCAUUGGUUGAUUGACCCGUAUUCUGGAUGCUGCUAGCUCCGUGCGCCAUUACAGGUCUUGACGCUGCCGUUGCGCUGGAGUGCCAAAAUAAUAGCGAAUCUUUAGGUUUAUCCCCCCCCUCUUUCAACCCUUAUCGACCCCUUCUAUUAUGUGGUAUAGUGAUACAACGAGGUCCUUGAUGACCCCACAUUGUUGGCAUCUACUUGAAGAACACGAUGAUUAUUUAAACACCCGAUUUUUCUAGAAUUUCUUCUAAAACAGAAAAAUAUCGAUACUUUCGACCGUUAGUGCAACCUCUAAAUUUUGGAAUUUUUGGCUAAAAAUUUUUUUAGGAUGUUUUCUUAUGAUUUCGAACUGAUGGCGAUGAGGCACCGUAAAAUUUCAAACUUUUUUUUAAGCCAUCAGAUAAGCCGCACCCUAACCCAGGUAUACUCGCAAACAACAGGCAACUUUACAUUCCCGGUCACCUGCAGAAGACCUGGGGUUGGCAUGGAAAAAGGGAUUUUGGAUCACUAAGGACCAAGAAAAAAGUAACAUUAGCUGGAAUUAGUACUUACUCUGGCAAACAGGCAAAUACAUGAGCACAUUCACUUCAUUGCAUCAGCACAAAUCCAACAACAGAACAGAGUCCAAUGGAGAUGGUAUUGGACAAAACCUGUACCUAAUUGAAUUACUGAUAUCUUUUUAUUUUAUUUUUAUUGGUAUGUUAACAACAAUUUACAAACAGUAUUAAAUUGAAAUGAAUAACUGCAAAGUGUAAACAACAAACGAAAGCGAAACCAACCGAGGCAGCCGCUGCAUGGUCGUGCUGCGGCCGGAGCAGAGGCCAUUUUGAUGACGUAGUUAAGUACAACUGGUAUGAGUAACUUAGACAGACGUCCGAUUACGAUUCUAAGUACCACCCUGGUACCAUUUAGUAUCACAAAUCGAGGGUGCCGAGAUGAAAAUUUCCAUGAAACUUUGAGAACGAAAUUUGGUUUGAUACUUAUAAAUAGAUAUAGAAUAUGCUUUUAGGAUACGGAUAUCUUAUACCUGUAAAAAAUCAUGUCAAAUAUCCAUAAAAUAAAUGUUUCUAAUUAUGUAUAUUUUA